This is a messenger RNA of Aspergillus chevalieri, 756 nucleotides long. RefSeq names its product 60S ribosomal protein uL30 (gene RPL7). Gene Ontology annotation, cellular component: cytosolic large ribosomal subunit. Gene Ontology annotation, biological process: maturation of LSU-rRNA from tricistronic rRNA transcript (SSU-rRNA, 5.8S rRNA, LSU-rRNA). Lineage: Eukaryota; Fungi; Ascomycota; Eurotiomycetes; Eurotiales; Aspergillaceae. The record is from RefSeq and is a predicted model, not a curated record. Gene Ontology annotation, molecular function: RNA binding; structural constituent of ribosome. The transcript is spliced from 3 exons. The coding region runs from base 1 to 756 and encodes 251 amino acids.
AUGGCCUCGACUGCUGUUACCGUUCCCACCAAGGACCAGGUCCUUGUCCCCGAGACCCUCCUCAAGAAGCGCAAGAGCCAGGAGCAGGCCCGCGCUGUCCGCCGUGAGGAGCUCGAGAAGAAGAAGCAGGCCAACAAGGAGAAGCGCUCCACUAUCUUCAAGCGUGCCGAGUCCUACGUCAAGGAGUACCGCGACACUGAGCGUGAGAAGAUCCGCCUUGGUCGUGUCGCCCGUCAGCAGGGCAACUUCUACGUCCCUGACGAGGCCAAGCUCGUCUUCGUUGUCCGUAUCAAGGGUAUCAACAAGAUCGCUCCUCAGCCCCGCAAGAUCUUGCAGCUCCUGCGUCUGAUCCAGAUCAACAACGGUGUCUUCAUCCGUCUCACCAAGGCCACCCAGGAGAUGUUGACCAUUGUCAACCCCUACAUCGCCUACGGUUACCCCAACCUCAAGUCCGUCCGUGAGCUUGUCUACAAGCGCGGUUACGGUAAGGUCAACGCCCAGCGUGUGCCUCUCACCGACAACCAGAUCAUCGAGGAGCAGCUCGGCAAGUACGGCAUUGUCUGCAUGGAGGACUUGAUCCACGAGAUCUACACCGUCGGCCCCAACUUCAAGCAGGCCAACAACUUCCUCUGGCCCUUCAAGCUCUCCAACCCCACUGGUGGCUUCCACCCCCGCAAGGUCAAGCACUUCAUCCAGGGUGGUGACACUGGUAACCGUGAGGACUACAUCAACGCUCUCAUCCGCCAGAUGAACUAG